This is a messenger RNA of Rhizoctonia solani, 312 nucleotides long. RefSeq lists its product as uncharacterized. Bases 1 to 312 code for a protein of 103 amino acids. The transcript has 2 exons. NCBI's taxonomy places the organism in Eukaryota, Fungi, Basidiomycota, Agaricomycetes, Cantharellales, Ceratobasidiaceae. The record is from RefSeq and is a predicted model, not a curated record.
AUGGUCCGCCCUGCCCGAACAGCCAAGGAAAGAGCUCAACGUGAACAGCACAUGCAAAAGCCAAAAGCAACGCUCCAGGAUUUGGCGUAUGUACUGCGGUUGUUGUUGGAAGGGAUAAAUCAAGAGCUCGUUGAACGGAUCGAUGCUCACUUAGUUUCGAACCCGGCACUAGCACAAGAUCGACGGUUUGCGAGCCUGUACACCGGCGCCAAACGGGCGGAGAUUGCUGACUUUGGACUUAAAAAUAACACUCUAACCAUCAUUCUACUUUUAGAAACACGCACUUUGACGGUCCAGGUCCAUCAAACUUGA